Sardina pilchardus (European sardine) is the source of this 3643-nucleotide messenger RNA. RefSeq names its product transcription factor AP-4-like. Gene Ontology annotation, cellular component: nucleus. NCBI's taxonomy places the organism in Eukaryota, Metazoa, Chordata, Actinopteri, Clupeiformes, Clupeidae. Gene Ontology annotation, molecular function: RNA polymerase II cis-regulatory region sequence-specific DNA binding; protein dimerization activity; DNA-binding transcription factor activity, RNA polymerase II-specific. The record is from RefSeq and is a predicted model, not a curated record. The transcript has 7 exons. Bases 225 to 1232 code for a protein of 335 amino acids. Gene Ontology annotation, biological process: regulation of transcription by RNA polymerase II.
AGCUGCAGCUACACACUCUCAUGCGGACUGCAGAAGGGGAGGGAGAGAAGCGCUACACACGGAAACCCCACCAGCUGAAUGUAAAGUGGCAAUAUACAACCGCGAACAAAUUACAAGCUGUAAAUUAUUAUGCGCAUACUAGUCGAUUAGGCGCAUCAUAUAUUUUGCAAAGUGAAGAAAACAAGUUGAAAUAAGAAAAAAAAAUCAAAGGCUCAGAAACGGGGAUGAAAAACAUGGAGUAUUUCAUGGUACCAGCUGAGAAGGUGUCUUUGCAACAAUUUAGGAAAUCGGAGAAAGAAGUCAUCGGGGGUCUUUGUAGUUUGGCCAAUAUUCCAUUGACACCGGAGUCCGCACGCGACCAGGAGCGCCGCAUUCGCAGGGAAAUCGCCAACAGCAACGAAAGGCGCCGAAUGCAGAGCAUCAACGCUGGCUUUCAAUCCCUGAAGACCCUCAUCCCACAUAGUGACGGGGAGAAACUAAGCAAGGCUGCCAUACUCCAGCAGACGGCCGAGUACAUCAUCGCCCUGGAGCAGGAGAAGACGCAGCUCCUGCAGCAGAACAACCAGCUCAAGCGCUUCAUUCAGCAGGAGUUCACCGGCUCCUCACCGAAGAGGAGGCGCACGGAGGAGAAGGACGAGGGCAUCGGCUCCCCGGACAUCCUGGAGGAGGAGAAGCUGGAGGACCUGCGGCGAGAGCUGCUGGAGCUGCGUCAGCACCUGGAGAAGGAGCGCUCCGCCCGGGCACAGCUGGAGGAGCAGCUGCGCUCCCUGGACACCCAGCUGUACCCGGAGAAGCUGGCGGCGGUGGCCCAGCAGGUGCAGGACCAGCACUCGCUCCUCCACACACAGACCCUGCUGCGCCUCCAGCAGCUGCAGCAGCAGCCGCCGCCGCCAACCGACAGGGACAGCGCCCCCCGCAGCCCACAGGUGAUUGCCACUCCCACUCCCCCUGCCCCUACCCACCAUCCUACUGUCAUAGUCCCCGCCCCCACACACUUUGCCACGGCGAGCGUCAGCCCAAGCCCCAGCAGCAACAUCAUGUCCACAUCACGGCAAAACCUUGACACUAUUGUUCAGGCCAUCCAGCAUAUUGAGGGGACCCAGAGAGUGGGCGGAGUCGAGGAGGAGCAGCGGCGGGCCGUCAUCGUCACCCCGCACCGCGUCUCUAUGGAAACCACGGGCUCGGACACGGCCUCCGACAGCGAGGGUGAAGGCAACUGCCCCAUGACCUAAUAGCUGUAUUCGCCCUCACUACAGACACAGAAUCAGUGAAUGUAUAACACUCACGGCAGCACUUCCACACACACACACACACACACACACAACAUGCACACACUCAAAUGGUGAACUAAAUGUUUGGUUAAAGAACAUUUGAUUCUACCACAUGAUACACACACAUACAUACUUACACACACACGCACACACACAGUAAAAGCUACCCCCCCUCCUUCUCCAUUUUUUGAAUGAUGUUUGAUGCAGCUGGACUCUGUAAGAGAUGUGUGGAUGUCACCCCUUCCUCCCUCCUUCCCUGUUGGGUUUGUUUGUUUGUUUGUUUGUUUUCUUUCCUUUGAUGGCAUAAUCUCUCAUCUCAGUGGCAGAGUAGGUUAGGGAGGGGAGGGGAGUGGAGCAGAGGCCAGACCUAAGCGAGGUGACCAAAGAAAAGCCAUGUUCGCUCUUGGGGGGGGUCGGGCAGUGUCCAACCGACACGAGUCCUGUCCCUCCGCGGAAGCCCCGGUCAACUUCCUGUCGCGUGUCCUAGUACUAUAGCUAGCGUGCUCUUCGGCUACCGUUUUUCUGUGUGGCUUUGUUUCUCCCCUCUCAGUGUUUCUGCACUAAAGUACACACAUGUGAUAACUCUUUUUUUUAGUAUGUAUGCAUGUGCAUUGGUGCUUUGGUGAAUCUUUUAUUUUAUUUGACUUUUGUUGUUUUAUUUUUCCCUUAACAGAAGGGAAGUCGCAGAUGAGGGUGUUAGCAAAGCCUUCGUGGCCGUUUAUCUAUGCAGUCUACACCGCGUACUUAGACACUAUUCAGAUGCAAUUACACUCAGAACGUUUAAAAAAACACACACACACACACACGCAGAUCACAAAGCCUGUCUAACGGGGCUCGCCGUCAGCAAGGUAGUGUUUACCUUGUGGCCCAUCUGGUGGGACGUACCAGCGCACCGCCUAGCCAGUGGAAUGUACCACCCCACCCCACCCCCCGCAGAUGAGCCUCCCUCAUCAUGGCACCUUCCCUCAGUGGCCCCUAACCUGAAAGCACUAGAUAAAUAACAAUAACAAUAAUAAUACGGUUAUGGUGGAAACGGUAAACACAAACAAAGAGGGUUGAUUACAUAGAGACGUGUGUUAUGGCCUCAUGACUGAAAUGAGAAGCUAACAGUAAUCAUGUGGUCUGCACGUAAAAAACUUUUACUAAGACGUAUUGAGCGACACAAUCAGAACUGAUGGGGAAAAGCUGCCCAGGUCGAGUCGUCUGUAGACCUGGGAGUUUAGAUGUAGAUUACGUGUCUGUACACUUGAAGAAGAAAAUCCGUUUGGCUGCACCAUGCAGGUCUGUGUCUUUGCAACACGGUCCGUUUUCAAGCUCUGCGAACAGCACUGAAGCUCACUCACACAGUUCACCGCCUCGAGCACCUUUUGACUGUAACCUCCGAUCCCAGCCUCCUUGAAGGCCAGAGUUUGGGUCCCCCCAGACCACAAAUAGGAAAUGGCAGCUGUUUUAAAAUUGGAGCUGGACCCCAUCGGACCCUAAAGUGUGUGAUCGGGGUGGGUCAAGAUUGAGAUUAUCCUUAUUCGUACAUGUCUCCAGCGUGUAGUUGUUGGCACUUGGACAAAGUUCUCGCCCGCUUUCUUGGUCAUAGCAUGUGAAUAGGUGACUGCUAACGAUCCCCAUAGUCUAGGUAUCAUUUGUCCUCCGCACUGACUCCACAUCUUAUUUAGUUCAGAUAACAGGAGUUUCGGUCAUGUAAAGCUCACACAUUGUUAAGCUAGUGUUUCCUGUCUUAUUUGUUUUGGUUUCCUUUUGCUUUCUUUUGUUUUACUGUAGUCAGACUUUUAAAAGAAAGAAACUUGUCUUCUAUGGUGUUGCUUCUGUAAUUUUUCUCUGUCACCAUUGAACAACCUUUCAUCUCUAUAUACACCUGUACAGACAAAAUGAACUGUAUGUUUUAAAAAAAAAAAGAAAAAGAAAAGAAAGUAAGUAAGAAAACCAGAAUUGUACAGACCUGAAGUAUGGGGGAAAUGAAAACUAAGGGUACAUGUUACAGGCUAACAUGAAGCACUUAACUGUCCUGUCACAUAGAAAUACACACACAUUUCAAACUCCAAAACAGCCAUUCCAUUAUGUGUGUCUGUGUCCCAUGUUCCUCACCAUGAUCCUUUUUUUUCUUUUUUUGUCUUUUAUUGAGUUCAUGCGUCAUCUUUCCUCGCAUCUCCUUAUUUGUCUGCGCAUUAUAGACUGUGUUGUUGUUUUUGUUUGUUGUUUUUUGUUCCCUUUGCAUUUGUUUGUAGAAGUGCUCUGUGUUUAAAAAAAAAGCGGUUAUAUUUUUUGCUCAUUAAGAGGGGUUAUGAGAGGCCAGUGCCUUUUUUUUUUCUUUUCCAAAUGAUGAAAGAAAAAUAAUAAAUUUUGUACUUUUUUUACAA